This is a messenger RNA of Endocarpon pusillum Z07020, 717 nucleotides long. RefSeq lists its product as uncharacterized. Lineage: Eukaryota; Fungi; Ascomycota; Eurotiomycetes; Verrucariales; Verrucariaceae. The transcript has a single exon. Bases 1 to 717 code for a protein of 238 amino acids. The record is from RefSeq and is a predicted model, not a curated record.
AUGAUCACUGUUCAUAAUCCUACUAUAGAGGAAUAUACCUAUUUCGAGAGAACUAAGCGUCCUGAGGCCUCUUUAAAGUUCGCUAUAGAUGCAGAAACUGCAAAUCUUGCAAACUCUACCAAUACAGCAAACUUUACGCCUUCUGCGCCUUCUGCGCCAUCUGCUCCUCCUACGCCUCCUGCGCUCUCUGCGAAUUCUGCUCCUUCUGCUCCUCCUACGCCUUCUGCAGAUUCUACGAAUUCUGCGCCAUCUGCUUCUUCUACGCCAUCUGCUUCUCCUGCGCCAUCUGCUUCUCCUACGCCAUCUGCUCCGCCUGCGCCAUCUGCUCCGCCUGCGCCUUCUGCUCUGCCUACGCCUUCUGCUCCUCAAUAUGUACAAAAGCUAUAUGCUCUUGAGCAUUAUAAUAAAGAGAUGGGUGGCUCAGAUAACCACGCUAAGCUGAAUUCGUAUAAUUCAGUAAGUCGACAUUAUCAUCAACGUAACUGGCUACCCUUGUUCUAUCUGCUUAUUGACGUAGCAGUUACAAACGCUUAUAUCCUCUAUAAGCUAGGCCAAAAACGCAGAAAGCUCUCCCAUACCCAGUUUCAAGAAGAAAUAGCGCAAACUCUACUACGAGGACCUGGAGCUAUUCUACGGCGGCGGCGACAAAAACCACGCCCUUCUCAAGCUAUUCAUACUAGGCCAGUACCAAAAGAUAGCUAUAAGGGUCAUUCGUAG